ACUAGGAUUAAUCUUUUGUUUGGUUUCUGACUUUCUGUGUGAUUUUUAUAUCUUCCAGUUUUACAAAAACCUAAUUUGAGUUUCUUGUAGUAUAAGCUAAUAAGGCGCAACCGUAAGUCCGUAACUAGGUUACAGACCCAUUUUAGUUUGCCAAACAAUUGUUCUGCAUCUUCUUCUUCUUUAACUUGUCGAUUCCAGAUUUAGGUUCCAAUCAAGAGAUCAAACUUCAACAAAUGGCUCGCUCCAAGGCUCCUGCAAAGAAGCAGCAAAAGAAAGGAAUUGAUUUCAAGAAAAUCAAGAGAAAGCUCGGGAGAAAAUUACCUCCACCAAAUAAUGCAACUAACACAGAGAUUAAAUCCAAAGCAAUUAUACUUCAUGAGCAAAGUGUGGCAGCAGAAAAAGAUGGUUUAGCUACAAGUAAGAAAGGCUUGACCUUGAAGGAGCUUCAGCUACGAACUUCACAUCACAAUGCUAAAGUUCUCAAAGAUACAUUACAUGGUUUCCAAGACCUUUUUAAACAUCAUCCAGCAGAGCUGCAAUCAAAUAAAUAUACUAUCAUACAGUGUCUUGGAAAACUCAUUAGUCAUGAUGAUGAGUUAGUGAGAGAAGCUUUUUAUGAACUAUUUAGGACUCAGAUCUUUCGUGCUUGUAAAGAGGAUAACAAGGGCCUUGUGGUGUUACUUUUGAUGCCAUACAUAUUUACCUCUAUGACUAAUUCAUCUAUUGAAGUUCGUUUGAUGGCUUUCAAAUUUUUCCACCUUGUUUUGGAGUAUUACCCGCCUACCUUUUCCUUGUAUGCUGAAAAGAUUCUUGAAAACUACAAGGAUGUUAUUCAGAAAAACCAUUUUUAUAUACAAGAUAAAAACAAGCUAGAGAUAGUUCUUUCCGGGUUGGCACAUUGCUUGUCGCUGUUGCCAUGUGAUGAGAGCAAUACUGAUUCACAGAGAAAGAAUGAAACGCUACUCGCCUAUGAGGAAGAUGCUGCGAAAGAAUGUGUUCGUUUUGCCCAUGUCUCUGGGAUAUUGAAGGAGAUUGUUGGAGUCUUAAUCAAUUGUUUCCAAGAUUUCAUUCCAUUGAUUCAUGCUCCGCGAGGAUUCAAUAAACAAUCAUUUAAUUGCAUACACCAUAUACUUCAUAGCAUAGGUUAUGCAAUCAAGUUUUCCAUUCGUAGGCACUCUCAAAGACAGGCUACAUGGCUACCUGCAUCUGAAGAAAAUACUAUGAUGAUACUGGAUCCGUACAUUGCAUCAAUGUUAUCGAAAAAGUUACUUGGUUCUUUUCCCCUUAAUUGCAAAAACAAUCUUCCUGAAAAGAAUGAUGAACUCAACAGUGUUUUGACAGAAAUCUUUUUGGAAGUAAGUGAAUGGAGCAGCCUUCCUUCUGAUCUUUCGAAUAGAUUUCUGGAAUUUCUUGAGAAUGCCCUACAAGGCAAGAUCACCAGGAGCAAUAAGCUUAGUAAGAGUUUACUUUCACUCUUGCCCUUUGUUCCAAAACUUAUUUUAAGGGUGGACCGUGAUCAGAGAGAUAAUCUUAUGCAGGCAUUUACUAUUACCUUCAACGAUUGCAAACCAGACUCUCCACUUAAAUUAGCCUGCAUUUCAGUUCUUAAAGAUUUGAUUAUCCCUAAUGGAGAUAUACUUUAUCACAAUGAUCCAACCGUAAAUAACUACCAGCGCGCUUGGGUCAACAAACUUCCAUCACUGCUUAACCAGUUGGGUGAUAAGAAUCCCGUAUCUACCAAGGUUGUUUUGCAACUUUUGCUCGACCUUGCGCGAGUUGGGUGUCUGAAUGCUUCCACAACAUUUGAAGAAGAGAUCAGCAACUUCUUCAUCCCUUGUCAGGAAGAAGGUGAUGUGCCUGGUGGACCUUUUGCAAGUCUCCCUAAGGAAGUCCAAGAAGUGGCUCUCUGUUUCCUUUAUUACUUCAUCAUAGACAAUUUCAGCUCCCGUUUGCUGAAAGCAAUAGUUUCAUGCUGUUUAUAUCAACAACUUGAACCAGCUGUGUUGUUUCGGAUAGUGGAAAUUCUUCACAGUGCUUAUAAAGCUGGAUGUAUCCAGAUUACAGAUCAUUUUAGCUUCUUCAUCACCUUAAUUGCACGUUUCAAAGUUGUCCCAGAGAAACUAGAGUCAGCGAUUGAGUGUGAUGAGAGGGAGACAUAUUGUGGCACAUUUAAACAACUUACAAACCUUGUGUGCUCAUGUUUGUCCGAAGUGGGUGAUAGCUCUCUUGUCCUCCAGAUUCUAGAGAGAGUUUUUGUCGAACAAAUAAUUUCGAAGCCUGCGUUGGACAAUGGGUGUGCCAUACUCAGGAUGAUCUGUGCGUUGGACUCUAAACCUACAAGACUUUCUGAAAGCAGUGUAACCACUCUAAGUGAAUUCUUACCGGGAUAUUUGAUCGAUAUAGUCAAUUGUAUACCAGAAGAUAAGGAGAACUCUUACCUUUACAUACAAACAUGUCUCUACUAUUUAGUACCUUGCUACUUCCUGUUCGACCGAAGCUCCAAACUCACAGAACAGGUUCUGAAAAGAAUGCGAUCGAUGGUCAGUGAAAACACUAAAGCGCUGGAAUCGGUCCAAGACAGGGAGAGCGGUCGAGACUCAUUAAAUUUGAUACAAUGCAUUGUCUCUGUGAUCCUGCUGAUGCACAACGACGUCAAAGUUAGGAAGUUAAUAUCAUCAUCCAAGUCAGAGAUCGAUUUGAUUCUGCAGAACGUUAUCACAUUGCAGUCCUCACAAAGCACGAGCUUGACUGUAGAAGGAAAACAUAUGAUGAAAAUUGCGGGAGAGCGACUUCGGAUUGCAUUCAAUAGCUUACUCGCAUAAUGAGUUACACAACUGUGACAUGGAAUUAUUUAUGCACUCUUUACAUAGGAUGCUAAAAAGAUAAGACUUUUUUUUGCUUGUUUGGGAAACACCAAUUUUGAUGGCAACUUUGUAGGAUAUUAACCUUUUGUUUAGAGUUGAAGGAGUGAAAGUAUCUUUUGAAAACUAUGAUGCGUCUUCACAUGAAAGAGUGUGUUUUAUACAUAAACCAAGCAUCUAACA
This is a messenger RNA of Arabidopsis arenosa, 3044 nucleotides long. The record is from the annotation of a GenBank genome assembly. Lineage: Eukaryota; Viridiplantae; Streptophyta; Magnoliopsida; Brassicales; Brassicaceae.